Messenger RNA from Trichomycterus rosablanca, 1404 nucleotides. RefSeq names its product fatty acid hydroxylase domain containing 2 (gene faxdc2). Gene Ontology annotation, cellular component: endoplasmic reticulum membrane. The record is from RefSeq and is a predicted model, not a curated record. Gene Ontology annotation, molecular function: C-4 methylsterol oxidase activity; iron ion binding. The coding region runs from base 57 to 1061 and encodes 334 amino acids. NCBI's taxonomy places the organism in Eukaryota, Metazoa, Chordata, Actinopteri, Siluriformes, Trichomycteridae. The transcript has 9 exons. Gene Ontology annotation, biological process: sterol biosynthetic process.
ACAAGGUACAGACGGAUCCUCAGCUGCAGCUCCAGAGGGACUGAGAGACUCCAGAAAUGAAGACCCGUUUAUCCUCAGAAUCAGAGAGAAGGAGGCUACAGGAGAGCAGCAGUGGAUUGUGGGAUUCACUGAAGAAAGCAGCGUUUGUUAUUGGAUCAGCUCUCUUCCUCCUGGUGGCCUUCAGGAACUCAGUAACAUGGCAUCUGCAGAGGUUCUGGGGAGCGUCUGGUGAUUUUUGGCAGACUCAGUGGACUAAAGUGUACAGAGCGUUUGAUGGCAAUGAGCCGGUUCUGUUCUUCACUGGAACCAUGCUGGUACCGACCAUUUGCUUCUGGGUGUUUAACGGAUUCCUGAUAAUCGCUGAUAUGACGGGAAAACCCAAUUUCAUCACGCGAUACCGAAUCCAGCAGGACAAAAACAACCCGGUGGAGGGCGAGCGUUUGUGGCGGGCGGUGAAGGUGGUGGCCUGUAACCAGCUCUUCCUGUCUGUGCCCCUGGUGGUGAUCACCUACACUGUGAUGUCAUGGCGUGGUGAACCCUGCGCUCCUGAACUUCCCACCUUCCACUGGGUUCUACUGGAACUAGCUUUCUGUGGCCUGCUGGAGGAAGUUCUCUUCUACUACUCUCACAGGUUGUUCCACCAUCCGUUCUUUUACAAAAGCAUCCAUAAGAUCCAUCACGAGUGGACGGCACCUAUCGGACUGGUGUCUCUAUACGCCCAUCCUGUGGAACAUGUGUUCUCCAACAUGAUGCCGGCGCUGAUGGGUCCGGUUCUGUUGGGUUCUCACGUCUCCACCACGUCUCUGUGGUUCACUGUGGCCCUGAUCGUCACCUCCAUCUCUCACUGUGGGUACCACCUGCCCCUCCUGCCCUCGCCCGAAUUCCACGACUUCCAUCACCUCAAGUUUAAUCAGUGUUAUGGAGUUUUGGGUGUUUUGGAUAGACUGCACGGUACUGAUGAUAAAUUCCGUAAAACCAAAGCUUAUGAGCGACACAUCCUGCUGCUGAGCCUCACACCCCUCACAGAGAGCAUCCCCGAUACACCCAAAAAACAGGAGUGACCCCCCGGCACGCCCAGUACACAGGGCUGAUCCCUGCUGAUGUCUGGAUUUAAUGCUUUUAUUGAUUAUUAAUACUCGUAAUGAUUCUUAUAAAUGAAAUGGGUUUGUUGUGUUUCUGAUGUUUCCUCGUUAACGUCCUUUAAUCAUUCUGCACCAGUCUGAGCUUCCUGUACAGUUCUGUCCUCUUGCUAACUCCUUAGCAUGCUAAUUAGCUUAAGUUAGCUGGAUUGUUAAUUAUGUAAGUAAUGUAAAGAAGUGAAGAUGAAUUUAAUGUAUAGGUAAAGAUGAGGUUUAUUACUGUUAAAUGAGUUUAAUAAAUAAAAGCUAUUUUUGGAAUAUUAAA